AUGAAAUCUUUAUGUGAUAUUUAUGAAUCAUGUGUUUUUGCUCUUAUAAUUGUAGAACCAACAAGCUAUGAGGAGACACAAGGCAAAGAUGAAUAGAAGAAGGUAAUGCAAGAAGAAAUUACAACAAUUGAGAAGAAUGGCACAUGGGAGUUGAUUGACUUACCACAAAAGAUAAAAGCAAUUACAGUCAAGUGGGUUUACAAAGUGAAGUAUAAACUAGAUGGCAAUGUUCAAAAAUACAAGAUAAAGUUAGUAGUUAAGGGAUAUACACAACAACAAGGUAUUGAUUACUUUGAAAUAUUUUCUCCAGUUGCAAGAUUUAAAACAGUUUGUAUUGUUUUAAUUGUGGCAGCUCAAAUGAAAUAG
Molecule: messenger RNA, 366 nt
Organism: Spirodela intermedia
Lineage: Eukaryota; Viridiplantae; Streptophyta; Magnoliopsida; Alismatales; Araceae
Source: the annotation of a GenBank genome assembly